This is a messenger RNA of Oncorhynchus gorbuscha (pink salmon), 2860 nucleotides long. Its product is annotated as Golgi-associated kinase 1A-like. The coding region runs from base 510 to 2444 and encodes 644 amino acids. The record is from RefSeq and is a predicted model, not a curated record. Gene Ontology annotation, cellular component: Golgi apparatus. Lineage: Eukaryota; Metazoa; Chordata; Actinopteri; Salmoniformes; Salmonidae. The transcript has 5 exons.
AGAGUCUACCAAAUACCCAUCUAGUCCCAGAAAGAGGACUUUUACUGUGAAAUAAACUUUCCAAAACGCACGGGUCCCUCGGGAGUGAGGGCUGCUUUUAAAAUGCCUUUGCUCCACUUUGCGCUAAAGCAAAACUGUAGGUUGGGAUUUCUUCUGGAGAAGUAGGCUACCACAAAAGUGUGAAGCCACUGAAACGUACUGGAGACUACUUAAGUAUUGUGAUUUGCGAGAUGUAUUGUUACCUUUAUUAAUGCCAAGGUACCCUACAAUAAUGACAACCGCAAUGUAGCCUGUAGAUGGAGAUGAAACAUAGCUCAAAAGUGAGAGUAUAUGGAAAAAGCAUUGUGGAGGGGCUUGGAGACUUUAUGCACGCUGCAUCUUCAGAACCAAUGCUGUCCAGUCUUCAAUACAGUUUGUGUAACCAUAUCUACAUGGCGUCACCGGACGUGUUUGCACUAUAGUAAAGGCUGUAAACGUUCCUUGUGGAAUGCACCCGGUUGGGGAAAACGAUGGCCUUAAGAAUGUGGUCCAAGAUCUGCUGCAAGAGGUGGGCAGUGUGGGCCUUCCUCCUCCUCUUUACCCUGUCUGUGGUGUUGAUCAACACCCUCCCCUUCCCCUCCUCUGAGACACGCAGGCUGCCCUCACGAGGCCUGAGCUCUGCUGGAGCCGGGGGGUAUAGAGCGAGGGCAAGACCCAGGGAAAGGGCCACAUUGGCCCCUCACCACCACCACCACCAUCUUCCUCUACCCCUCAACGGUCACAGUGGAGGUUGGAAGCAGAGUGACAAAGUCAAAGAGUCCUCCAAGCAACACCUGGUGAAGGACCAGCCCAAACUGGAUAGGAGAGCAGCUAGCAUGACAGGUGAGAGAACUCACAGCAACUACAAGAAGAAUCGUAAAACUAAGGGCAUCGCCUCCAAAAGGAAAGAGAAGAAAGAGAUGCCGCCAAGUUCUAUUAGAGACAAACAACAUGAUACCCCGCCAUUGACAGUCAAUGCUGUACUAAUAAGGCAUGAUGGAAACCAUCUAACCAACUGCAGUGGUUCAGAGCUCUCCACCCAACCACAACCUCUUCCCAGACAAGAGAACGUCCACCCAGCCGUGCCUCAAACUGUAGCUCGUAGCCAGAGCCUCCCUUGUACUGCAGACCUCGGCCUGUCUGACUCUGAGCACAAAUGUACUCCAGAUGAACAGAGACAGGACCAGGGGCACACCGGGCAGGCAGGGCAGGCAGGGAAGGCAGGGAGGAAGAACUUAACCAAGCAGCAGUCUGUGAAAAAGGUCCCCAGACAACUCAGGAAACGUGACAGACAGCCUUCGUCUGGGCGUAAAGAGACCCGGCCCACAGCGGGAACAGCAGCAGAGCCAGAGAAAGGGAGUGAGGGGGGGGCCCAUUGGUGUAAGAUGUCAGCUGGAGAGAGGGAGUUCCCAGACACUGACACGCGGAGAAUAAGGACUGAGGACACUGACUCUGUGCCAUGGCUCAGCAAGGACGAUAUUCAAAAGAUGGAGUUCCUCUCGGGCAGUAAGGUUGUCAGUAAGGCCAGGGUCCCAGCCCACGGACAGGUCCUCCAUGUAGGGCUGGGUGCCCCUCAUCAUCCCCCUUCUCUUGGGGCUCCAUUGGCUGACCACAGUGGGCACUGCCAACAGGGUCUGUGUGCCCUGAUCAAACGUCCAGACGACUGGUUCGAAGUCUUCGCUUUCCAUCUAGACCGUGUUCUGGGCUUGAACAGGAGUCUGCCCACAGUGCUCAGGGACUUCCACAGUGACAUCCUGCCUUACAAAUACACCAGGGGGGCAGCCAGACCCGUGGUGUGGUGGGACCCAGGCAUCCAACACCUGGCUGAUGAUGACAAUGACCAGAACUCGUUCCCUCUCACCUGGCCCCAGUACCAGAGCCUGCUGAGGGCCAGGUGUGGAAGUGGCAGCGGCGUGGCCCUCAACGAGACCCCCUGUGUGGGGGUUCACCAUGCGGAGUGGGGACGCCUGGCACUCUUUGACUUCCUCCUACAGGUGAAUGAUCGUCUGGACCGGUACUGCUGCGGUUUCCAGCCUGACCCAGCAGAACCAUGUGUGGAGAACCUGCUACAUACCCAGUGCAGGAACUCAAAGGAUCUAGUGCUGGUGCACAUCCUGGUGAGGAGGGUAGAGCCUACCAGACUGGUGUUUAUAGACAAUGCAGGCAGGCCAAAUCAUCCCCAUGACAACCUCAACUUCCGCUUAGUAGAGGGCAUCGAUGAGUUUCCAGAGAGAGCCGUAUCAGUUCUCCAGUCUGGCUGUUUGGAGAGCAUGCUCCUGAGCUCCCUGUAUAUGGACAAGCAAUUCUGGGAGAGCCGAGGGGGGGCACGUGGCCUGAAACCUCUCAUCCACACUGUUGAGCAGAGAGGGAGGAUUCUGCUGCAGCACAUCCACGACAAGAGACUGAGACUGAACAGGGAUCUGUGAAUCCAAUGGCCCAGAAAGCACCCAGCAGCACAUUAAUUUCAUCCAGGCAGGGGGUGCCUGUGACAGACGUAGAAGCCUCCUCAAGGUCCCGGGCAGCCUAAAGACACAGGAUGUGUCUCAAAUGGCACCCUAUUCCCUAUAUAGUGCACUACAUAUGACCACAGCCCUUCAUUGUCUAUAACACCCUACGGGCCCUGGUCAAAGGCAGUGCACUAUAUAGGGAAGAGGGUGCUCUUUGGGCCGCAGAUACUGUAUGCCUGUUCCAUGCUGGUUGUGGUUCCCAUCCAUGUUGUAUCCAUACAUCUUGUCAACAUCCCUCAAGACAAGCAAAUUAUCUUAUUGAAAUUGCACUGUCUUCUCUGCUGCCUGUUUAUGAGGUGAGUUUUGUAUUUUCUAAUAAAAAAUAGCAGAUUUAA